Molecule: messenger RNA, 447 nt
Organism: Suillus clintonianus
Lineage: Eukaryota; Fungi; Basidiomycota; Agaricomycetes; Boletales; Suillaceae
Product: CHAT domain-containing protein
Exons: 1
Source: RefSeq, a predicted model, not a curated record
GGUGCACUCGAAGCUUUGCAGAAGAACACCUGGGUGCACCUCGCUUGUCAUAGCAAACAGGACUACGAGCAGCCUUACAAUUCUCAUUUCGCCAUGAGAGAUAAACCUCUGACACUGCUCGACAUCAUAGAGAACGACACUCCGCACGCUGAGUUCGCAUUCUUAUCCGCUUGUCGUACCGCUGUCGGCGAUGAGGAGACGCCCGAUGAGGUCAUCCAUCUCGCAGCUGGUCUCCAGUUUGCGGGGUUCAAGAGUGUCAUUGGCACGCUGUGGGUGGUCGAUGACGCUGUCGCAAAACACGUUUUUGAAGCUUUCUACGAGAAGAUGUUUGAGAAGGGUGUUAUGGAUUGUACAAAGGCGGCCCGGGCACUCAACCACGCUACAAACGGCGUGAAGAAGAAGGUGCCGCUCGAGCAGAGGAUGGUUUUCAUUCAUAUUGGUGUAUAA